AUGGACUCUGCUCUCGAAGACGAAUGUCAAGCAAUAAACGCGAUCUACACUGAAUCUACUCUGAUCGUUCUAUCUCAAAAUCCCACAAUCUGCUCUCUGGAACUUCCAGGAGAAGUCAAUAUAUCCCUACGCCUCGAAUUCCCAAACGACUACCCAGAUGCCCCUCCCUCAAUCCUGGGCACUCAGUCCGUGGGCGACAAUGCUGCUAAAGGUGAAGGUGCCCAUGUCGUCGACAUUGCGCGCGAAGUCCUUGCAGAAGUCUACCAACCUGGUUCACCAUGCAUAUUCGACCUCGUGGAAGAAAUCAGCCAGAGACUUCAGCAGUACAGCGAUCACAGCAGCGAAAGCCAAAAACUUCAAGAGCAACAAGAUGCUCAAAGGAGAGGUCAGCAAUCCUCUGCUCUGAACGACGACGACGAGACCUCAAACCCUGACCAACACACGCAGUCGCUAGACUUGCUGCCCGACAACGAACCACCCUGGCUUCUCUCCUCCGUGUUCACAGAAAAGAAGUCGGUCUUUAUCGCUCGAGCAGCGGCUACUGCAUUCCAAGAUUGUGAUGAUGAUGGCGAGACGGCUGCGGGAGGCAGGUUAUUGCAUCUCAUGCAAUUGAUGGAUAUCUGGGAUGUCAUGGUUGUGGUCACGAGGUGGUAUGGUGGUGUGCAACUGGGUCCUGAUCGUUUUAGGUUGAUCAAUACUGCAGCGAGAGAUGCUUUUGUCAAAGGCGGCUAUGUUAAAGACGCGAGUAAGGCUGAGGCGAGCAGUAAAAAGAAAGGCAAGAAAUAG
Molecule: messenger RNA, 786 nt
Organism: Aureobasidium vineae
Lineage: Eukaryota; Fungi; Ascomycota; Dothideomycetes; Dothideales; Saccotheciaceae
Source: the annotation of a GenBank genome assembly